UUUUCAUCUAUAGUUUCAUUGAUGUUAUUUUGUUUAAAAUCAUUCACUGGCAUAGCCACUCCUUCAAGAUGGCGAGACUUGAAGAUAUUAGAGACGAACUGUAUCGCCAGUUGAGCCCUGUAGCUGCUGAUUGGAAAGUAUUUGGAGUUCAGUUAGGACUGGAACUGGCGGAGCUCAAGAAAUUGGAGGAGACAUCAAAUAAAACAUCACAAGCUUGUUUCCAGGAAAUGCUGAGCUACUGGAUGGAAAAUGAUGGACCACAUAAGUGGAAAGAAAUUUUUGAAUCACUUGGGUGUAUACAUGAAACUGGCCUUGCUAAAAAGCUGCGUGGUUGUUUUGCAGCAGAAGCUCAAGUUGAAUUAGAUCUUGUUGAUUUGACCAGAGAACUGUCUAAAGUAGAAUACUGUUGGUCACGUUUUGGAACAUUUUUAAGAGUUCCUAGACACAAGCUGAAAUCAAUAGAAGGGAAAAAGUCAAAUGAAGAAUACUUGCACGAUGUUAUUGAUAUGUGGUGUGACAAGUGUGAAUGUGAUUACAUUAAUCUAGAUAGACUGGAAGACGUUUAUUCUGCUCUGGAGCAUAUUUCUCAGAGUAGGCGAGCAAGGGAGCUAAAAGCUUACUUUACUGCUGGUCGUAAUCAACCUCCGAGACGUUUGGUGGCAACUGAUGAUAAUAACACAGAUAAUACUAUUAACGAAGAAGAUGAACUGAGUAGAAGAUUAGAAGAUGUAAAUUUAAAUAAUGAAGAAAUGCCACUUCCCGUAGAGGAAACAUGUGAGGGAAAAACUGAAACUAGUGCCUUUGCUAAGACUAGUGACAUUUAUCAAGAACCAAUAGACGAAUCAUAAUUUUAAUUAUCAAUAUUUAUGUUUUGUAACUUUUGUUAUAAUAGGUAAUUUUAUACUGUA
Amphimedon queenslandica is the source of this 908-nucleotide messenger RNA. RefSeq lists its product as uncharacterized. Bases 69 to 848 code for a protein of 259 amino acids. Gene Ontology annotation, biological process: signal transduction. NCBI's taxonomy places the organism in Eukaryota, Metazoa, Porifera, Demospongiae, Haplosclerida, Niphatidae. The record is from RefSeq and is a predicted model, not a curated record. The transcript is spliced from 7 exons. Gene Ontology annotation, molecular function: protein binding.